AUGAAGCUUUCUAUUUUUGCUACUUUGGCUCUACUCACUUCUUUUGUGAAAGCAGAUUUCGACAUUGGAACUCCUUGUCAUCCUGUCAACCUCGAUCCAGGAUUGAAAGUAGACUUUUAUGACGAAGUUGAGUACCGUGCUGUGGGAGACGACGAAUCAGAUGGACCCCAAUAUUUAGCCUACCUCAAGAAAAUCGCUAAAAUGAAAGUAUCUGCCACCGUUAAUGGAGUUGAAGACAUAAAUUUUAAUGUUACUAAAAUUCCAAAGCAAGGUGCUGUCUAUUAUACAUUAUAUGGAAGAAAAACUAAUUUCAGACAAUUUGGUUUGAAAUACACAGGUUAUGUUUUAGCUACUCAAUCGGGAGUUCACACAUUCAAGAUGAAUUUCGUCGAUGAUGCAGGUGUAGUAUCAAUAGGUACAGGUUCUGCCUUCAAGUGUUGUACAACUCCAACUAAUGACAUCGUAGAUCAUCAGUUGUUCAAUUUCGGUACCGCUGGUCCUUCAUCAAAACAAGAGACUAACAAAGCAAAUUUAAUAGCAGGAAUGUAUUAUCCUAUCCAGAUUGUAUUCUAUAAUAAAGCUCCAGGAGGUGCAGGUAUUCGAUUUCAGAUUACGAGACCGGAUGGUAAAACUCCAAAUCCGACCUUUUACCAUGCUAUCACUGAUAAACCCCAGCAAUGUAUUACAACAGCAACUACUACAACUUCCUAUUGGACUGAAUCAUAUGCGACAACCCGUAGUAUUACACCUACAGCUGGAGGAAAUGAAACAGUUAUUGUAGAACUACCAGAUUGGCAAACGACCACAAUUCCUGGUACUUCUGCUAGAACAUACACUAGUAUAAUUACCACUGGCUCGGUCAAUUCCACUGAAGUUGUCGUUGAAACUCCGUUACCAACCACUUCUAUUCAAGGAUCUGUGCAUACCACUUAUACUAGUGUUGAUACUGAAGGCUCUGUUCCAGUCACCGAAGUUGUUGUUGAGACUCCAUUACCAACCACUUUUAUUCCAGGAUCUGUUCUCACUACCUACACUAGUGUUGAUAGUUCAGGUUCAGUUCCAAUUACUGGAGUUGUUGUUGAGACUCCGUUACCAACCACUUUUAUUCCAGGAUCUAUUCUCACUACCUACACCAGUGUUGAUAGU
Molecule: messenger RNA, 1146 nt
Organism: Yamadazyma jaroonii
Lineage: Eukaryota; Fungi; Ascomycota; Pichiomycetes; Serinales; Debaryomycetaceae
Source: the annotation of a GenBank genome assembly